AUGCAUGCCUCUAAAAGUGGAGUGCGUUCACCCGCAGCCAGCCCGGGAGAUUCGAGGAAUGAGAACACAUCAAAGGCCUACAAAAUCCUCGGCACAACAGAUGCCUCUGUCCACGAGACUCAUUCCAAGCGUGACGACAAACGACGCUCGAGACGACCAAGCUUCAUGAGAGCUCCGGAGAUCAAAUCGCAGAAGAGUGGUGGUUUUGUUCCCUUCCCGACUGCUGCUCCAGAGACCACUAUUCCCCCACAACACCUCCGUGUUCGGGCAUCAUCACCCCUGCUGGGCCAUGAGUUUCGCCCAGAUGAUGCUCCUGGACAGCCGAUGCCAGCAUCGACAAAGAAAAUCCACCAGUCAGGUUCAGCCUCCGCCCUAUUCUCCUACUUCAGUUCUCGGGAUUCGUCAGCCAAUACAAUUCCUGGCAUUGGAGUUGCGACAUCCGACUUCGGGCCUGCAGCUGAAGGUAAACCAGAGUCACGGCAAAGCGCCGAGUCUGGUUCUAGCCUCAGGCAACCGAAAGGCCCGAUGAAAGACUCAAAGCGUAAAAUGCGCCCACCCCGGAUCGACCUCUCCCUACUGUUUCCCAAGCCCAAGGCAACCGCUGAGCCCCUCCUGUCGCCGCAACGCUUGGUGGCCUCUCCCUCUGCUAUCUCCAUAGUUUCUGAGCAUCCGGUCACCAAGGCAAAAAACAUUGAGGACCAUGCAGCUGGCACUAAGCUCGCAAAGACGCCACCUCACCUGGUAAAGACGACCGACCAAACCUACGGCGGUCGGGCUCCUGAGGCAUCAUCCUACGAGACUAAGACGUCGAACUGGCUUGAUCCAUCCUUGGAGAGGACCGUACGGGCCAGUGAGAUGGACUUAGCCUUGCAGAAACUGCAGCAAGAUUCUCGGCGCAAUACCAAGGGUCGCUCUAACCGCUCACAGUCGCGAUCCCAAGGCCAAGAUAAACGGCGAACCGGUGAUUCUCGCGCCCCGGAUGAUAACUUGUGGAAGGUUACCUCAAACAGUUCUGGCAGUGAGUGGAGCAAGGAGACCUACUUAUCUCCUAAAGCUCAUUCUCGCAAAAGCUCACAUCGUGUUUCAAAUCACUCUGAACCCAGGAGACCAAAUUUGCAUGCGUCUGCUGCAUUGGAGAAGUGCUCGGUGCCAAAGAAGAGUAGUCGAACUACACUGAAGACCGCGGACUUGAAUAGCUCCAGCGUGCUUUGCCUCUCAUCUUCGGAGGAUGAAGAUGAUGACGAGGACCUCAACAGCGAUCGACUAAACAGAGAUCGAAAUGCUAGAGACAGUGUUGCAACCUACGGCGAAUUCGAAGCCGAGAUAUGUACAGCAUCGGCCGCACAAGCGACAAAGGGCACAUUGCGGAGCAUUGAUCAGCCGAUGUCCGUCACUGGCCGUGGAUCGCGCCCAUCACAGAGGCUUCAAUCCGCUCGGCGGGACGUGUCUCAGUCAUCAGCCGAGAGGUCAUCAUAUAUGGCCAGCUGUCAAUCUCGUCGAUCCAGCGAUAUACCCACCAUCUCUGAGCCGGAAUUCUUCCACGGGGAUCCGAUAUUCAACCAUCAGAGACAGAGCCAGCUCAGAAAGCCCCCCUCUGCCUCCCAGAAGGAGACCAACAGAAGAAGCCGAGUCAUUGCCGUGACGAGACAGGAGGAGCAUCUCCUUGAGGCAAUGCGACAGAGGAAGGGGAAGAUUACGCCCAGUAUCUUCCAAGAGAGCCGAUUUAACAGUAGCUUGGAGCCCGACCAAGGUUCCAUGCUGUCUGUCCCUUCACGGGAUUCGUUCUAUGGAUCAGACAUGUCCUUUUUACGCCUAAGCCCUGCUUUCCCUCCUAAAUCGGUCCAAGCCAAUGCGAACCGCAAUGAAAGGGAAGGCUCCGUUUGUCAGAGCACUUUUUCAGACGAGGAGCAGAGGACCAUCAACUCAUUCCCUUCUCCUCGUGCUAGCUUGGCUUUCUCCGAGGGUCUUUCGUCUCCCUCGACCAGCGCAGCCUCGCCGUUGACACCGACGCUCCCCAUCCACCGCUUCUCCCCUAUACCGUCUCAAGGGCCACCGCCCCGUCGCCCUAUUCCCGCUGUGCCACAAGACAAGAGGCGGCACUCGCGGCGGCGUACAGAUAGCAGCGAGGCAAUUGUCCUGGAAGAGCCCGAGGAGCCGAAGCAAAGGGAUGAGCUUCCCAUGUGGACAUUGCGGUGGAAUAACGACAAUGGAACUAUGACGGCUGUACACUGA
Aspergillus costaricaensis CBS 115574 is the source of this 2232-nucleotide messenger RNA. RefSeq lists its product as uncharacterized. The record is from RefSeq and is a predicted model, not a curated record. NCBI's taxonomy places the organism in Eukaryota, Fungi, Ascomycota, Eurotiomycetes, Eurotiales, Aspergillaceae. The transcript has a single exon. Bases 1 to 2232 code for a protein of 743 amino acids.